This is a messenger RNA of Impatiens glandulifera, 2589 nucleotides long. Its product is annotated as potassium transporter 6. The transcript is spliced from 7 exons. Gene Ontology annotation, molecular function: potassium ion transmembrane transporter activity. Gene Ontology annotation, cellular component: membrane. Gene Ontology annotation, biological process: potassium ion transmembrane transport. NCBI's taxonomy places the organism in Eukaryota, Viridiplantae, Streptophyta, Magnoliopsida, Ericales, Balsaminaceae. Bases 197 to 2500 code for a protein of 767 amino acids. The record is from RefSeq and is a predicted model, not a curated record.
GUAAUUCAUUCUCUCUAUUCCUCAUCAACUAGCAAACAAAUUCCCCACACCUCUCCUUUCAGACUUAAAUAACUCGUCUUCAUCUGCAAAUUAUUCUACAGCAUAAUCAUCUUAUUCUCUCUACACAGUUCAUCCCUUUUCGUUUGCUUCAAUCCGAGGUAAAAAUGGUUUCUUGAGCAUUUGGAGGCCAAACGUCAUGGGUCUGGAAGGUGGGAUUUCUACCAAUCAUCGAAAGAAACAAUCUUGGAUUACAGUCUUGACCUUGGCAUAUCAGAGCUUGGGAGUUGUUUAUGGAGAUUUGAGCAUAUCGCCAUUAUACGUUUAUAAGAACACUUUUGCUGAAGAUAUCGACCAUUCAGCUUCAAAUGAAGAGAUUUAUGGUGUAUUUUCACUUGUUUUCUGGACUCUUACUCUAGUUCCUCUACUUAAGUACGUGUUCAUUGUUCUGAAAGCUGAUGAUAAUGGGGAAGGAGGAACUUUUGCUCUUUACUCGCUCCUGUGUCGACACGCCCGAGUCAAUUCACUACCCAGUUGCCAAUCAGUAGAUGAGGAGUUGGCUGAGUACAAGAAUGAUAAUAUGAUCAACUCGUCUUCUCCAAAUUCUUUUGGGUCAAGAUUGAAAACCAUUUUGGAGAAGCAUAGAGUUCUUCAGAAAUGUUUGCUUUUAUUAGCUUUGACUGGUGCAUGUAUGGUUAUUGGUGAUGGAGUCCUUACCCCUGCAAUUUCUGUCUUCUCUGCUGUUUCUGGACUUGAGCUUGCCAUGUCAAAGGAACAUCACAAAUAUGUAGAAGUUCCAAUUGCUUGUAUGAUAUUGAUAGGGUUAUUUGCCCUACAACAUUAUGGUACAAACAAGGUUGGUUUUUUGUUUGCUCCUAUAGUCAUUUGUUGGCUUUUCUGCAUCAGUUCAAUUGGCGUCUACAACAUUUUCAAAUGGAAUCCUCAUGUCUAUCAAGCUGUUUCACCUUAUUACAUCUACAAGUUCUUAAACAAAACUCAGACUAAUGGAUGGAAAUCAUUGGGUGGAAUCCUCUUAUGCAUAACUGGCUCGGAAGCCAUGUUUGCGGACUUGGGACAUUUUUCUCAGCUAUCAAUCCAGAUUGCUUUCACGUCUAUUGUUUAUCCAUCUCUGGUUCUGGCUUACAUGGGACAAGCAGCUUUCUUGUCUCGUCAUCAUGGUAUUGAGAACGGUUAUCGAAUCGGGUUUUAUGUCUCUGUCCCAGAGAAACUAAGGUGGCCUGUUCUUAUUAUUGCUAUACUUGCUGCGGUUGUGGGAAGCCAAGCGAUUAUAACUGGAACCUUUUCGAUCAUCAAACAAUGCUCGUCCCUAGGCUGUUUUCCGAGGGUGAAGAUAAUUCACACCUCUUCCAAGAUACAUGGACAGAUUUAUAUACCCGAGAUCAAUUGGCUAUUGAUGGUUCUAUGUUUGGCUGUUACUAUAGGUUUCCGAGAUACAAAACGCAUGGGCAAUGCUUCGGGUCUAGCGGUUAUAACCGUUAUGCUCGUGACAACUUGCCUAAUGUCUCUAGUCAUCGUCAUAUGUUGGCAAAAGAGCGUUGCAUUCGCGAUCCUAUUUGUGCUCUUCUUUGGAGCUAUCGAAGCGCUCUAUUUCUCGGCUUCGAUGAUCAAGUUUCUCGAAGGAGCAUGGGUGCCCCUAGUCCUCGCAUUCACCUUCAUGGCCAUCAUGUACGUUUGGCAUUACGGGACGUUAAGAAAGUACGAGUUCGACCUCCAAAACAAAGUCUCCGUGGAUUGGCUCCUCGGACUGGGACCAGGGCUCGGCAUAGUCCGAGUCCGUGGCAUUGGUCUAAUCCACACCGAGCUCGUCUCGGGAAUCCCCGCCAUCUUCUCCCACUUUGUCACGAAUCUCCCGGCCUUCCACCAAGUCCUCGUAUUCCUCUGCAUAAAAUCAGUCCCCAUUCCCCACGUUAAUCACGACGAGCGAUACCUGGUGGGACGUAUCGGCCCCCGAGAGCACCGGAUAUAUAGAUGUAUAGUCCGGUACGGGUACUGCGACGUUCAGAAGGAUGACGUGGAGUUCGAGAAGGAUCUCGUGUGUAGCAUAGCGGAGUUCAUACGAACGGAGAAGUCGGGGGGAAGCAACAAUACGGAGGAAAAUGGGAGGGGUAGAGAUGAAAGUGAGGACGAUAGAAUGAUGGUUGUGGGGACGCCUUCCACGCAUUUGUCGGGAAUUCAAAUGAGGGAGGAGAACGAGAAUAGUGGGAGACCGAGGAAGAGAGUUAGGUUUAUAGUCCCGGAGAGUCCAAAGAUGGACCGAGAGGCUCGAGAGGAGGUUCGAGAGUUGAUGGAGGCUCGAGAAGGGGGAGUGGCGUAUAUAAUGGGGCAUUCUUACGUGAAGGCGAUGCAAGGUUCGAGUUUAUUGAAAAAACUUGUUAUAAAUUAUGGGUAUGCUUUCUUGACAAGAAAUUGUAGAGCUCCAACAUAUCCACUAAAUUCUUCUCAUGCUUCUACUCUUGAAGUAGGAAUGAUGUACACUAUUUGACACUUUUUAUUUUGCUUCUUCUUGUGUUAUAGUAGUAAUAGUUAUAAUUUUACAUAUAGAAAAUGUUUGUGUUUAAACACCUUUUACAU